AUGGCUAAAGUUGGCACCCAUCGCUCCUGCCCUGCUCUCCACAGGCUGCCUGUGAAGGCUACGUAUGACGGCCCUGAUAGACUUGAAAAUGGAUUUAUCAGGACCUCCUCCCUGUGUGAAGAGGACACGUCUUCCGAAUUGCAGAGAGUUAUUUCCAUGGAGACAGGCGGCUUGUCUGAAUCUCGAACGAGCUCAUUCACAGGCAGUGGAGCAAUGGCUAGGUUAUCAUGGUUCAUCUUAUCGCUGAGAUCUUGGGCUAGGAGACACUUGCAUCAUGAAGACCAAAGACCUGAUUCUUUUCUUGAGCGUAUCCGAGGGCCAGAGCUCAAAGAUUUUUCAAGUAGAGACAGUAACGGCCAGUUAAACUAUGAAGAGGCAGGUGAACUGAAAAAUCAAUGGGCUCUGGCCAGAUUUAAUAUCAACUACUCCAACAACACCAAUGAAGAAAAAAAGGAAGAAAAGAAAGAGGUUAAGGAGGAGAAAAAGGAGGAGGAAAAGAAAGAGGAGAAAAAGGAGGAGAAAAAGGAGGAAAAGAAAGAGGAGAAAAAAGAUGACAAGAAAGAUGAUAAAAAGAAGGAAGAAGAGUAAAAAGAGUACUUCGUGAUGGAUCCUUCAAGCAAUUUAUACUACAGGUGGCUGACCAUUAUUGCAACACCAGUAUUCUAUAACUGGUGUUUGAUAGUAUGUAGGGCCUGUUUUGAUGAGCUUCAAAUGGAACAUCUAACACUCUGGCUGAUCUUGGACUAUUCCUCUGAUAUUGUGUAUGUCAUGGACACAUUCGUCAGAUUCAGGACAGGUUUCCUUGAACAAGGACUGCUAGUUCGAGAUGAAAAGAAAUUAAGACAAAAUUAUCAAUCAACGACACAGUUCAAGCUGGAUUUAUUGUCUCUAGUUCCAACAGACUUGGGUUAUAUACAAUUUGGAUUGAACUAUCCUGAGCUGCGGUUUAACCGGUUGCUGAGGCUGGCCAGGCUGUUUGAGUUCUUUGACCGCACAGAAACAAGAACGAACUAUCCAAAUAUGUUUCGUAUUGGAAACCUUGUUUUAUACAUUCUCAUCAUUAUCCACUGGAAUGCAUGUAUAUAUUUUGCCAUUUCAAAGCAAAUUGGAUUUGGAACAGACACCUGGGUAUAUCCCAAUGUGUCCCAUCCAGAACAUGGACGUCUGUCCAGAAAGUAUAUUUAUAGUUUGUACUGGUCAACACUGACACUAACAACCAUUGGAGAAACACCACCUCCAGUGAAAGAUGGAGAGUAUCUUUUUGUAGUCAUUGACUUUCUAGUGGGUGUGCUUAUUUUUGCUACCAUUGUUGGUAAUGUAGGCUCUAUGAUUUCUAACAUGAAUGCCUCCAGGGCAGAGUUCCAGGCCAAGGUUGAUUCUAUCAAACAGUACUUGCAUUUCCGAAAAGUUACUAAAGACUUGGAAGCCAGGGUAAUUAAAUGGUUUGAUUACCUAUGGACAAACAAGAAAACAGUAGAAGAAAAAGAAGUCCUUAAGUAUCUUCCUGACAAACUGAAGGCUGAAAUUGCCAUAAAUGUCCAUUUGGACACACUACGGAAAGUGCGCAUCUUCCAAGAUUGUGAAGCUGGUCUCCUUAUUGAGCUGGUGUUAAAGCUGAGGCCCACAGUCUUCAGUCCUGGAGAUUAUAUCUGCAAGAAAGGUGACAUUGGAAGAGAAAUGUAUAUUAUCAAAGAAGGCAAGUUGGCUGUAGUGGCCGAUGAUGGUGUGACACAAUUUGUGGUCCUUAGCGAUGGCAGCUACUUUGGAGAAAUCAGCAUCUUAAACAUCAAAGGCAGCAAAUCUGGUAACAGGAGGACUGCCAACAUCAGAAGUAUUGGGUAUUCUGAUCUGUUUUGUUUGUCAAAAGAUGACCUGAUGGAAGCGCUCACAGAGUACCCUGAGGCCAAAAAGGCACUGGAGGAGAAAGGACGGCAAAUUUUGAUGAAAGACAAUCUCAUUGAUGAGGAAGCAGCCAAAGCAGGUGCAGAUCCCAAAGACUUGGAGGAGAAAUUGGAGAAACUUGAAUCUGCGCUAGACAUUCUUCAGACCAGGUUUGCCCGACUACUAGCAGAAUACACUGCAGCUCAAGCCAAAGUCAAGCAGAGACUAGUGAAAGUGGAGACCAAAGUGAAGAAAUAUGGAAGUGGUACUCUGUCAGAUGCAGGGGAUGAGGCUGAAAAACCAGGGGAAGAGAAAAAGAAUUAG
This is a messenger RNA of Varanus komodoensis (Komodo dragon), 2205 nucleotides long. RefSeq names its product cyclic nucleotide gated channel subunit alpha 3 (gene CNGA3). Gene Ontology annotation, cellular component: intracellular cyclic nucleotide activated cation channel complex; plasma membrane. The transcript has 8 exons. Gene Ontology annotation, molecular function: intracellularly cAMP-activated cation channel activity; intracellularly cGMP-activated cation channel activity; protein-containing complex binding. Lineage: Eukaryota; Metazoa; Chordata; Lepidosauria; Squamata; Varanidae. The record is from RefSeq and is a predicted model, not a curated record. Gene Ontology annotation, biological process: monoatomic cation transmembrane transport.